Molecule: messenger RNA, 489 nt
Organism: Marasmius oreades (fairy-ring Marasmius)
Lineage: Eukaryota; Fungi; Basidiomycota; Agaricomycetes; Agaricales; Marasmiaceae
Exons: 2
Coding region: 1-489 (162 amino acids)
Biological process (GO): microtubule-based movement
Cellular component (GO): dynein complex
Molecular function (GO): dynein intermediate chain binding; dynein light intermediate chain binding; minus-end-directed microtubule motor activity
Source: RefSeq, a predicted model, not a curated record
AUGGCGGUCAGCGGAUGGGUAGCCAAUCUCGCACGUCGACUAUCACAACUUGACCAUAUUGCUGGACUCGAUAAUCUCAAUAACGUCGAAAUUUGGUUAGGAGGGCUGUUCUUCCCGGAAGCAUAUAUCACUGCCACACGACAAACAGUUGCUCAUCGCAAGAAAUGGAGUUUGGAGACGUUGAGCAUGAGGCUAGAUAUCGAACGAGUGAACGACCCAACUGCGUUCAUUGUGGACGGCCUGGUCAUCGAGGGUGCUACGUGGUCCUCUGACAAGCUUGUCUUGAACAACGGCGAACCUGUCCGCCUCAAUCCCUCGCAGAUUCGCUGGGUGCAAUCCGAUGAUUCGAAUAAUGAAAAUUUCGACAAUCUCCCGGUGUAUCUGAACGGAGACCGGAGCGACGUGUUAUUUACCGUCGACCUCCCAUUCGAGAGUAGUGCCGGGUCACUUGUUUCUAUGAGAGCUGUCUGUCUAACCUGUGGUGACUGA